Messenger RNA from Penicillium soppii, 552 nucleotides. RefSeq lists its product as uncharacterized. The record is from RefSeq and is a predicted model, not a curated record. The coding region runs from base 1 to 552 and encodes 183 amino acids. The transcript has 3 exons. Lineage: Eukaryota; Fungi; Ascomycota; Eurotiomycetes; Eurotiales; Aspergillaceae.
AUGGCCGCAGUCAGACUGCGGAAAGUGUUUCGAUAUCCCGAGGAAUCAGGUGGACGCGAGGAAUUGGAUGAAGAAGAACAGGAACGGGUUAUCGAGCUGUUGCAGAGCCAAAACGAUGCUCGCAACGCCCAGUAUAGUAUGGUUUUCACGGCCCUUCCAUUGUUGACUGCCGUCAUAUUCGUGCCUUCGGUUCUGUCAGCAUCCAGUCAGGCUGAACGAUUGUUCUCAUUCCUCGGCCUAGUCUCGUUGAUCACAACGGCCUAUAUCAUGAGAUGCUCUCCUCUCCAGCCAGAUCGCAAGGGCAAGAAGCCGAUGAAUGUACACAAUCAACGUGUUGCUCGAAUUCAUGCUGCUCUAGUACCGGGGAGUGGCAUGGUUUCCUUGUUGUUGGCUCUAGUCUAUUUUUCAACCGGAUCAUCUUAUGGGACACGGCCUGUAUUUUACUUGAUUCCUGGAGCCAUGCUCGCAACCAUUCUGAUCGCUCAAAAGGUCAUGCGCUCGGUUGAUCUGACAUCUCUCAAAGAAUUACAGUACGAGUACAAAGGUGCCUAA